CAAACUCAGAAGGACCCUGGAUCAGGAAAACAAACAAGCAGGACUCUUCAGGCCAGCCUUCUUAAGCACUUGAUUUAGGUUUUGGAGGCUCACUGACACCAUGGCGCUGAGGCUCCCAGGAGCGGGGUCCUUCUCUCUCGUUGGAGUCCUAGUCCUGGUUUUGGCUCUCCCUGCUGAUGCUGGGCUCUCUCAGAAGCACGUUUCAGACGUCGUUGAUGACAGCAAAGAUAACAUCACCAUUUUCACCCGCAUCCUGGACAGGCUGUUGGAUGGGUACGACAACCGCCUGAGACCUGGGCUUGGAGACAGUGUAACCGAAGUCAAGACAGACAUUUACGUGACAAGUUUCGGCCCUGUCUCGGACACAGACAUGGAAUACACCAUUGAUGUCUUUUUCCGGCAGUCCUGGAGAGAUGAAAGGCUGAAGUUUGAUGGUCCCAUGAAAAUUCUUCCCCUGAACAACCUGCUGGCCAGCAAGAUCUGGACUCCUGACACCUUCUUCCACAACGGGAAGAAAUCUGUUGCCCACAACAUGACAACACCCAACAAGCUGCUGCGCCUGGUGGACAACGGCACCCUCCUGUACACCAUGAGGCUCACGAUCCACGCCGAGUGCCCCAUGCACCUCGAGGACUUCCCCAUGGACGUGCACGCCUGCCCGCUGAAAUUUGGGAGCUAUGCCUACACGAAGACAGAGGUGAUCUACACCUGGACACUGGGGAAGGAUAAAUCCGUGGAAGUGGCAAAGGGUGGAUCUCGCCUGAACCAGUACGACCUGCUGGGCCACGUCGUUGGGACAGAGAUGGUUCGAUCCAGCACAGGGGAGUACGUCGUCAUGACCACACACUUCCACCUCAAGAGGAAGAUUGGCUACUUCGUGAUCCAGACCUACCUGCCCUGCAUUAUGACUGUCAUCCUGUCCCAGGUCUCCUUCUGGCUUAACAGGGAAUCAGUUCCUGCCCGGACGGUUUUUGGUGUCACCACCGUGCUCACCAUGACCACACUAAGCAUCAGCGCAAGAAACUCGUUACCCAAAGUGGCGUACGCGACGGCCAUGGACUGGUUCAUAGCCGUCUGUUAUGCCUUUGUGUUUUCUGCGCUGAUCGAAUUCGCCACCGUCAACUACUUCACCAAGCGCAGCUGGGCCUGGGAUGGCAAGAAGGUGCUGGAGGCCCAAGAAAUGAAGAAAAAAGAGCCGGUGGCACUAGCGAAGAAAACCAACAACACCUACAACAUUGUUGGCACCACCUAUGCCCUCAACAUUGCCAAGGACCCCGGCCUGCCCACCAUCUCCAAGAGUGCUGCUGCCACUGCUACUGCCACCAACGUGCCCCCGAAGAUGCCCCGCCUGGAGGAGAAGCUCCUGGAGAGUAAGAAGACGUACAACAGCGUCAGCAAGGUAGACAAGAUGUCCCGCAUCGUCUUUCCGGUCCUCUUUGCCAUUUUCAACUUGGUCUACUGGGCCACGUAUGUAAACCGGGAGUCAGCUAUCAAAGGGAUGAUCCCCAAACAAUAAAACCAGUCACACAAACCUUCCAUCAGUGAGCAUCAUCCAAGCAGGAAUUCUCCAGGGCUUUCUUCUUUUCUCGUUUUGUUUAAUUAUUAUUGUUCAUUUGGUAUUAUUAUUAUUAUUAUUAUUAUUAUUAUUAUUAUUAUUAUUCCUAUUAGAUCACUCUUUUAUAAUGUAAACAAAACUGUGAUUUUAAUUUAAUCCCUAUAUACUUUAGUUUCGUUUACUUUGCCUCUGAUGAUGGGAGUUUAAAAAAAAAAAAAACAACAACAAAGGGAUCAUAACAAGUUGUGCCUCUAACAUCAUAAGUCUGCUGUCCCCCAAGUCACCCUGUGCUUCCAUCUCUCCUCUGCCACCUCCUGUGGUCCCCACAGUAUUCAUGCCACUGCCAUUCCACAUUUCACUGAUGUCCCCAGGGGCUGCUGCUCUGGGCCAUCUCCCCCUCCUCUCCUGCCAUGGACUGCCCUAGCAUGGGGGAUGCUCCUGGUGGCCUGGGCUCCAGGAUGUGUCAUCACUUGGCUGGGCUCCUUUCAGUGCCUGGCACUUUGUGUGAGGUGACACACCUGGGCUGGGAAUGCAGGUGAGCUGGUCACCUCUGGGACCAGGGGAGCCCUGGGACAGGAGGGAGAGGCGUGGCAUGGGCCAGCUUGUAGCCCAGUGCCUGCUGGGGGCAAACCUAGCACUGCUGUGGUCCCUGGAGCCAUUGCAGGGGUGGAACAGGGUGGCAGCAUCUUGUAGGUGGUGGACAGGACUUCUUGCUCUCUGUCUUCACCAAUCCCAGCUGCUGGUUUCCUCCAAGUCUCUCUCCAGACAGGAACAGGUGAGAAAGGUCUUGUCUGUCUGCCAUCCUGCACUCUUGGGGCAAUUCAGGUUAGCAGGUGGUGUGGUUCUUGCCAGAGAAAUAAUUUUUCUCAGGGUCAGUCAGGGAAUCAAGAGAGGAGCUUUACAAAGCCUUUGAGGUGAUAGUAGCUGUGAGGCUGCAUGAGUUCAGCAUCAGGACUGGAAACCAGAGAGUUCACAUUCAGGUGAGUGGUUUAUCGCUUUCUCUUGGCCCCAUCCACUUAUCCUUCUUGGCACCUCCUCUCUGUCCCAGCCCCUUCUUCCAGCUUCCCAUUCAUCUUCCUUUGGCUAUUCAGCAGUCCUUGGUAGUAUCUCAUUGCUCACACAUGGAUUUAGGCAGAGAAGCCCCUACCUCUCAGAUAAGCCACACUGAUGGGGAGGAGCACAGCCCAGGGCAGUGGGAUCAUGGUGCAUCCCUGCUCCAGUGCACCAGUGGCAGCGAUGCUGGGUCACAUCUGCCACGUGCAGGGUCCCUGUGGGACCCACCCCGGGCCAUCCUGCAGCCUGUGGGGAUGAGACAGGGGGCAGGUGAUCCCCGGGAGUCUCCCUGCCCCUGUGAACUGGUGCACCUGAGGAUCCUCAUCACCAUGGGAGAACAGCAGAAGGGGCUCUUGGAGACAGCAGGGUGGUCCUGCUGUCCUGCAGAGCCACGUGAGCCAAGUGCCAUCCCACAAAGCCACUGAGGUAAGACCCAACUCCAACACCUGCACACUCCUCCAGGGAAAGCCCUCCAGCACCUUGGAGAGGGGCUUUUUCUCCCUUCCUGACCACCACAGUAAAGGUCUAAAACCAGUGGUUGUCCCUUUCCCAGAAGCAGCACAAGAUGGUGGCAUCCAAGCCAUCUGUCCCUGCUCCCUGGCGCCUGGACCCAUGGACACACUGUCCUGCUACAAGGAAGGACAUCCUGUGCCUGGUGGUGUAUGAUCCCCAGCCCGUGGGCAGCACUGAUCCUGCCAGCAGUCCUGCUCCUGCAGUGGGAUUCACCCCCUCUCUCUUUGGACUUCCCUCUACCCCUCCAGUUGCCCCCCCCAGAGCUGCUCCCAACACAUUUUGGGCACAUGCAGCCAGGCCAAAGCCCCAGCACCCCCAAGGUGAUGCCUGCAGCACUGCUUUGAGCCGCUGUGCCGGGCUCAGCUUCCCUCCUGUCUGUGCAGGAGCUGGGCUGAGCACAAGGCACAGGAUUUGCCCCACCUGGAAUAUCCAUGGAGGCGGCAGGAUGGAGUGAGGAAGGCCAGGGCACUUUGUCCUGCAGUGUGAGUGGCAUUGGUGUGUGUCCUGCCUGUCCUUUACCAAUCUCACUGGCUCAACAGCAGUGCAGUCACUCCCCCUGCCCACAGCUGCAAUUUGGAGAGGAGCUCAGAGACAUUUAGCCUAGCCCCCAGUGUGGUGGGUCCACAAGCACCUCCACAGGCUAAUGCUGAGGAAACCAGCUCUCUCCCCAUCCUCCCUCACAGCAUCCACACCCCAAACCAUGACAUUUCCACAGUGCCUUUCAUCCCCAAGGGCUCCCCGCUGGGUGGGAAGCCCCAGGAGCUCUCCCCAUUUGCACAGAGCAUCAGAGAGGAGCAGAGGGAGGGUGCACUGUCCCCAGCCCUUCUGCCAGGCAGGGAGGGCAUCCUGGCUUCUUUGGCACCUGGUUCCUCCUGGCACGGGCCUCCUGCACGGCUGCAGCCACCCUGCUGCCACAGCCCUGGCCUCACCCUCUCACCCCCUCUCGUGCUCCCUCCACGCCAGUAGUGUCCCCUCUGCCACUGCUGCCACCCUUCUGCUCCCCAGGCUCCCCAGCAGGAAGGCCAUGCUGGCCCUGGUGCAGAGGUGGCCUCCUCUGCUAGCCUGGGCAUUCCCAAAAAUCCCUUCUACCCCAAGAGCCACAUCCUACCACGUGUUGUCUCGCUGUCUGUUGGUGCCUGCUUUGUAGAGGUCUCCAUAAAUUGUCAGGUCUUGCCAUCAGCUUCUCAGCAGCCCAAGCACCCACAGCGCUGCCUUUGCUGCCUGUCCAGGGCCAUGUGGGCUCAGUGCCACGGGGUGAUGCUCAGGGUGUCAGGGCUGGGUCUCUUUGCAGUGCUGAACACAGAACUGGGGCAGCCCCUGAGCUUCCUCCCUUCCAGUGGGUGAUCUGAUCUGUCUCACUGAACUGUCAGGGUGAUUCUCCUGCCUGUCUCUUCCCUCCCUGCGAUGCUGAGACUCUUGUCCCUCCCCAGGACACUGCCCGCCCAUCUGGCUUACCCGUGACACCCAUCUGCUGGCUCAUCUUUGCUCUUCCUGACUCCCAAAACUUUGCUCUCUGCCUGAUAAAAGGCCGCCUUCCUGUGUCUGUGUGAGCAUGCCUUGGAAGCCAAGCCUAUUCCCAACCAAAGCCUGGCAUGGGCUCUGAGUCUUUCUGCCAGCUGGAAGCAGAAACACCGGCAUCCUUUGGUUAAAGACAACAAACCAAACAGGAUUUCUAGUUUGGCUUCCAAGCAGGAAAGCAUUUCGGGAAGAUAGUUAUAAAUAAGUGGUUUAACAUCUCCUGCCAGCAGACAUCACAGAGGAGAUAAUGUUCUUUUUUUAUAAAACUGUCAGCAACUCAAAUUGGGACGUUUCCUUCCCAAUUAACACGAGGCUGUUGAUGGGGGCUUCUUCUAAGUGCUUGCCAGGCCAGAGCCAAUCUAGCAUCACUUACUGGGGUUUACUGCUUGCUGUGAUAGCAUCUAAGGGCUCCAUUUUUAUAAUUGAUCCUGUGUAGAAAUAUAUGUGUAUAUGACCACUGACAGUCUAAUCCACAGUUAUGCACAGUGGGCACAUCAUUUCGCUGUGAACCUCAAUACUCCAGUAUUUCUUUUCUUCUGGCAAGACCCAAAGCUUCCCUGACUUGAUGAGAGUCUCCCAGGCAGGAAUUAGAAGUCUUUGAGGGUCAUAAAAAUUAUCUGUUCAGUCUGGGCUCCUGUUUUGCAGCUUGCACCACCUGGGAAACACACAGUGCAGUCCAAGCCUGCAGUUGCAUUCCUGAUGGAAAUGUCAGAGGGACAUUUUGGCACUGGCAGCUCUUCCCUCCUCUGAAGCUGCCCAUGGGCACAGCAGUGUGGCUGUGAGGAACUCAGAGCCUCAGGGAGGUGGGGGCAGUUCCUCUGGGGUGCCCUCGAUGGGGAGGAGUUGCUGCCAGCUCCAUGUUUUGUUAGCAUGGAGAACAUUCCUGCAGGGUGACAUGAGAGGGCUGGGGAAAAGGUGGUCCCUCAGUGCCACCCAUCCUUCUAAGAGGCUGAUGAAGUUACCCACACAGAACACCUCAGAAGCUUCUGGAACAUCACCCAGCAGAACCAUGGCACCCAAGACAGAGCUUGCUGGUUCUCCUCUGUGCACUGAGCUCAGCAUAAGCAGAACUGGCCUUGCCACUCCCAGGGUUUUACAGACAAGUGCUGUGGCCAACACAGUCACUCUGUCCUGAUCCCUGCCAGCUCAGUGGCACUGUCAGGGUCCUGUGUGACACCCCCUGUGCAAGCAGACCCCAACUCUGCUGUUUCCAGACACCAGCCGUGCAUGUGAGCACCCUGUUCCUGCAAACCCAUCCUAUGGGCACGAGGUGCAUCCAUCCCUCACCUGCAGCCUUGAUGUGUCCUGUCCAUAUCUUGGAUCCCUUUCAGCCAUCUCUUGGGAAGGAUUAUAGGGCUGCAUCACACACCAGGAAGGGAUUUCCCCUGUUGCAGAUCACCUCACACGGGGAGACCCUCUGUCCAGCUAAGAAUAUCUCAGACCUCCAGAAACCUGGCGCUGUUGCCUCUUGCAGAGGAGAGAGGAGAGUUCUACAGCAGAGGGUGCUCUCCCAACAGGCUCACGUGGGGAAGGGUUUGUCAGGGAUGUGCCAGGGCCCCCCUUCCAUAUUCUUGGUCCUGGGGUUGGUGGAGAGCUGGCGUGGGGCCGUGGGGCUGGGUUGUCACAGCAUGCAGUGUCAGACCAGCCCCUCUUCCCCAGAUUGUGUCUCCCUGGGGCCACACUUUAACCCACCCCACCAGAUAUCUGUGUGGAUCUUGCAGAUUGGAGAGAAACAACAUUUCCAUGAGUCCUGUUGGGGGUGGGGAGGGCUUAACCAGGGCGAAGAGCUCAUUCAUGGAAAUAUAAAUGCUCUAUUAAUAUCAAAGUAGAGAGAAAAAAAAUCCAAACAAUUCACCAAUCCUCUUUCUACAUUAAGCUAAACUACUUCUGAAGGUCUUUUUGGCAAGAAGCCACAGCACAGAUGAGAUUGAUGGCUUCCAGGUAUAAAUAUUUACUGUUUGACCUUGUUAUUGUUCCAUCAGCCAAAGGUUUUUACAUAUAUAUGAGCGUGUGUAUAUUUAUGCUCACAAACUCUUUAUAUAUAAACAUCAAACCUCCUUGUCUUUGAAAGAUAAAAUGGCCACUUUCAAUUAUUUUACUUCCUUCUCAUUCCCUUUGCCUAAUCUUCUAGAAUGAGGUGCAUUCCUCUCUGCUGGUCCUCAGGUGGCUUUGGGAGGCACAGGGAACAAAGGGAGCAAGGGAGAAGAGCCUCUCCCUGCUCUGGGGGCUCGGUGCAGGUUUGCUGCCUGGACCAAGGGCACUGCUGGCAGCGCUGCCCAGCAUCUUUAUGGAAAAUUUAGUCCCUGAGGUCACAGCUGCUCCAACACAGGCCUUGUCCUGCCCUGGCCACCAGGAUGUUCCCAAGAUGGCUUUUCAACAGCUGAAUGCUACAAGCAAUUAGUCCUCCUCCCAUAGCAGCAUCAGGGAAUGUGCAGCCAAGCAUUGUGAACACGUGUGAGGUGUCCACCCUCAGCCUGCUUCAGGAGGGAGCACAAAACCUGGUGGGAUCCACUCCAGCUGUCCCCGGCCAGAUGAACACCAAAGGUAGGGGCUGUGCUUCACCUUGAUCUCUUCUGCACAGCACAGGGCAGUGCUGGCACUUGGCCACUGCUUGCUGCUCAUCCAGGUGGGCUGGGCUGAUACCUGACCAUGUGCUGAUGGUGGGAGGGUUCAGCAGAAGCACAGACUUUUGCUUCUGCUGUGUCCUGGGCCUGUACUCGAUCUCAGCACGAGCAGGGCCAUGGGCAGGUUCUGGGCAGCCCCUGAGUGGUGAGCGAGCAGGUACCCACUGUCUGCUCCCUCAGUGUCACCCCUGCCUCACCCCCUGGCUUAGGAGAAACAUUCAGGCAGUGAUGCUGCAGUUGCACUCGUGGCUCCUCUGUCCCCUCCCCUGCUGCUGGAGAGAGGCUGUUGUGGUCAGCCUGUGCCUUGUGGUGUCCCAGCCGGGAUAAUGAAGGAUGGAUCUGCCCCAGCUGGUUCUCGCUCUGGGUCUAUGCCUGCCUCCCACCACUGGAAUCUGUGCUGCUUUAACCAGGAGAGAGCCUUAGGCUUGGAUUAGUCCCAGUGUUGGACCUGUCAUCCUUCACCACCAACCAGCAUUUAUGUUGUUUUUCGCUCGUGAAGCUUUAGGACAAAACAUGAUGUUCUAGCUACUCUGUCCUAUUCCCACUGUCCCAGUGCAGAUCUCUUCUGCACAAAACUUUAACAAUCCCAUCUGCCUAGAGAGGGAAGCCUGGUCCCAGGUUUUCUGUGUGAGCCAGGAUGCUCCCACAGUCUUUGAAGGCUCUUGGCUCUUCUCUUCAGCGCUGCUUGAAGGACCUGUCAGCUUGAUGAGACCAUUGGCUCGUGUUACACUGCUAGCAGCACUCUGUUUCCCCUGAAAAGUCUGUCUAUACCUCCUGUCUUUUUGUAGGGCACCCAGCAAAUGUAACAGGAAUCAUACAUUGAAUCAUUUGAUUUUUGCAACCACAAAAAGGAGGGGCAGAGUUGGGAAACCUGAGUCGCUGCCACACUGCCUUUGCCAGGCUGCAUUUAGGGUUGAAGGUUCCUCUGUCACAAGGGAGUUUCUCAGCCCACCAGACCUGGUCAGGUGGCCACAAGUAUCCCUUCAUCAACUAGAUUUUCACUGUCAACUGACUUGGGGAUAGCUGCAGGCAGAUGUCCUGUCUGAAGGUGAGGCCACCAGCUGCUCCUUUAGCUGCAGCCCUGGUGCCCAGGGUUUGGAAAGUGGCAUUGGCAUCAUGCUGGGGCAGCCCAUCCUGGGAAGGAGCAAAUCACCAGAGAACAUGCCCAUCUCCACUGCCUCGGGUUCAGUCUGAGCCCCAGUACGUCCUCUGCUUUGUUUUCCAUCUUCUGAGACUCUCUUUACUCCACUAUGAGAUAGGAUCUAGCUGGCAGCAGUUUAAUGCAUGACAAUCCUGUUACUACAUCUGUAAAUAAUGAACAACUAGGAAAAAAAAAAGGCAUUUUUUAAAUUUUUUGUUGACUUUAUUUUCAUUAUUGACUAGCUAGUAGCCACUUUCUUAAGGGAUUUCUCAUGGAAACUGUGACCUUUCUUCUCUCUGUUUCUCUCUCUUUCCUUCUGAGGUUUGUGUUUCAGAUGCUUUUUGGUGCAAUGUUCAAUGCCUGUUUGUAUUUUUGAAUCGUAUUUUUCAACCUUUGCUGGAAAAAAAAAAUAAAAUUGCCCAUUCUAAUUGGCAGGAUUUUGAGUCCUGCCAUUUUUUUCAGCUUUUAGCUUUUUCACUAAGUUAAAGCAACAGAAAAAUGCCUCAAAAAAUUACAGUGAAGUUCUGAAGAGAGAUUAGAAAAGCAUCAGAAACAAGAACUAAAUGAAAAAGAUCAGCAAGCUGAGUGGAGGAGGAGGACUCUUCUGACACCUACUAACCUCCUGAUCUAACACACAAGGCGGGACUAGACCUCUUCACUGAAUUAAAUCACUCCGCUUUUCCACUCUACCCACUCUCUCGAACUCCAAUCAAAACAAAUAAAAAUUCAUAUUUUAAAAAAAAA
This is a messenger RNA of Lepidothrix coronata (blue-crowned manakin), 9148 nucleotides long. It is a transcript of the gene GABRA3, whose product is annotated as gamma-aminobutyric acid type A receptor alpha3 subunit. Gene Ontology annotation, cellular component: neuron projection; GABA-A receptor complex; dendrite membrane. Gene Ontology annotation, molecular function: benzodiazepine receptor activity; GABA-A receptor activity; transmitter-gated monoatomic ion channel activity involved in regulation of postsynaptic membrane potential. The record is from RefSeq and is a predicted model, not a curated record. The coding region runs from base 101 to 1516 and encodes 471 amino acids. The transcript is spliced from 10 exons. NCBI's taxonomy places the organism in Eukaryota, Metazoa, Chordata, Aves, Passeriformes, Pipridae. Gene Ontology annotation, biological process: regulation of postsynaptic membrane potential; signal transduction; nervous system process.